Molecule: messenger RNA, 2131 nt
Organism: Hemicordylus capensis (graceful crag lizard)
Lineage: Eukaryota; Metazoa; Chordata; Lepidosauria; Squamata; Cordylidae
Product: diacylglycerol O-acyltransferase 2-like
Exons: 9
Coding region: 301-1386 (361 amino acids)
Biological process (GO): lipid metabolic process
Cellular component (GO): endoplasmic reticulum membrane
Source: RefSeq, a predicted model, not a curated record
CUGCCUCCCCACAAGGUAAGCCCAAAGUCAGCUUCAUCUCGGAGUGUCUUUGCUCUGCUGCUAACGGGGACUGUGAUGUUGGCCCCGUCCUCAGGAAAGUGACUCUCAUCCAGAGGAAUAUGGAGAGUUGCAUUCCCACACGGGUGGCUUCUGUUCAAGAAUGAAACGUGCAGUACUUCACUUGACUUCUUCUCGGACUGGAACACUUCUCGGGAUUCCUGGUGGACAGUUUUACCUUGUCUUUCCAAAGCCAAAGUCUGAGCAAGAGUGAAGAGGAGAGCCCAAGCGGCGGAGAGCACCAUGAAAACGCUCAUGGCUGCCUUCUCGAAAGAGCAGAGCGGGAGCCGCGUCCGCGUCCAGGCUUCCCUCCGCAGGCUCCCGGCUGCGCCCUGGCCUUCCAGGGGAAACGUGCAGGCCUGCCUCCAGCUGCUCUCCGUCCUCCAGUGGAUUCUCAGCUACCUGGUGAUGGGGGCUGCUGUCCUGCUGCUGCUCAUCUACUUGGCUUUCACCAAUUUCUGGCCCAUUUCUGCCCUCUACCUGGCUUGGGUCAUCUUUGACUGGGACACACCUGAGAAAGGUGGGAGGAGUUCCUCCUGGGUCCGGAACUGGUCCAUCUGGAACCACUUUCGAGAUUAUUUUCCUGUCCAGCUGGUGAAGACCUGCAAUCUGGCCCCCAGCCACAACUACAUCAUUGGCGUCCACCCCCACGGCAUUCUCUCAGUCGGCGCUUUCUGCAACUUUGUCACUCGCUCCACCGGCUUCUGCGACAAGUUCCCCGGCAUCAACCCCUUCCUGGCGACGCUGGCUGGCAACUUCAACCUGCCAGCACUCCGAGAGUAUCUGCUGAGCGGGGGUCUGUGCCCCGUGACCCGCCGGGCAAUAAGCUACCUGAUCUCCAGGAACGGCACUGGGAAUGCUGUGGCCAUUGUCGUUGGAGGCGCGGCAGAGGCACUCUCUUGCCAGCCAGGCGUGAUCACGCUCGUCCUCAAGAAGCGCAAGGGCUUUGUCCGGAUGGCACUCCAGCAUGGGGCCCAUCUGGUUCCAGCCUUCUCUUUCGGAGAGAACGAUCUCUUCCAGCAAGUGGUCUUUGAGGAAGGCACCUGGAUGAAGGCCCUUCAGAACAGAUUCCGGAGAAUUCUGGGCUUUUCUCCCUGUUUGUUUUACGGCAGAGGAGUCACUUCCAUCCACUCCCGAGGCUUCCUGCCUUUCCCCAGACCAGUGACCACUGUCAUUGGAGGGCCUGUGCCAGUGCCGAAGAUUGAGCAGCCGACCCGGGAGACGGUGGAUCUGUACCACGCUCUGUACAUGGAGGCUCUUCUCAAACUCUUCAACGAUCACAAAGUCAAGUACGGGCUGUCGGCGGCUGAUGAGCUGCGGAUCCUGUAACUGAGGCCAGAGGUGUGGAGGGAGGCAAGGCAGCGGAUCCCCCCCCCACCCUCAGGGACUGCCUGCUUGGGGGCUGUGGGAUGGAGCCUCCCUGCCUGCCUGGGCAAGGGGCGGGGGGGCCCUCUGGCUGAGGCCCCCUGCCGGGCUGGGACUGGCGUGGCAGUAAACAGAGGCCCUCCUCCCCCCCCCCACCCACAGUUGUGGCAAGGAGUGGAAGAGGGCUCCAGAACCUGCCGGGCAAUGCAAGAGGGAGUGGAGGGGGGGGGGGCUAAGUAAAGGGGGCACCGCAGCCAGGCAUGGCUUGGGCAUGGAACUAAAAGUGCUGCAGGCAGCAUGGCCCCCUCCCCUCGGCUCCUGGGACACUUCCCUGCCUGAUAACCGGUGGAGGGUGCAGCAGCAUCCAGGCCCAAACCACUCCUCGUCUCAAACUAAGGGGCAGUUUGGCCCUGGGUGCGUUUGAAGGUAAAUAGGGGCGGCAGGUGUUGGACCGGUCUCAUCAUGCUGCAGUUGCAAGAAGCACUGAGCCCCCGAAGCUGCGGUUUGCCCCCUUUCAAGAGCAUUGAGAGCUGCCAGACUUGGCCACCUCCCCCUCAUUCAUGAUGCCUCUGGGCUGGGGCUGGAAGGAGGAGUUGGGGGGCUUCUGCCUUUAGGCGGGGAGGGAUUCUGGGUACCGGAAAGCGGGGGCGGGAAAUGGCCUGACCCCAAAUGUUUCUGUUUGCUUGGAAAAUAAGAGCCUCGACCGAGA